ACACGAUUUCUCCGCUCUCCCCUCUUCGUCUCUUCAUUCCGUCGCUUUCAAUUGCAAAAUUGUAAACAAUUCGAACAGAGAAGUUUGAGAAGAAUGCAACUAACGUGGGCCGAAGGGAGAUACGCGUUUUGUUUACUAAUUCUACAGAUUCAAUUGACGAAUUCACGGACGUCUUGGCGAUUAAACGCCGCGGACAAAGUCGUGAAGACGACCGAUUUCGUGAGCGCGAUUGAGGACGAUCCGAUCUUCGAUAUCCUCGCGAGCAGCCUGGUUACUGGCAAUGGCCAAAGCUGGAGCAAAACUGCAACGUCCGAGAAGCACGAAAAAGUACAAAUUUACUGUCAAGAAUGUAAAGGUUUCAACAGUCCGGAAAGACGAUUUUCAUCGUAUGCAUUGAAGGACACACAAAAUAUCAACGAGUCGUUUCCCAUGUCUUCACAAGUGUCAAACGAGCAAAUAACGUGCGCCUCUGGUCAGCAAUGCGACAAUAUAAUAUUGGAUUGCGGCAAACCAGUGAACUUUACGUACUACGACAAUCUGAUUGGUGUGGCAAAUAGGAACAAACAUCCACUGGUACCAGAGCCUAAUGUGGCACUUAUGUUCAAGAAGAAUGGCGGCAAGACUACCGAUGUUGAUAUUGAUUUGCUGGAGAGACGUUUAAAGAAAGCAAAGCGAGAGAAGCCAAAGUCUGUCCAAUUAUAUAAUCAGAUAGGGAAUUUUUGGCGUAUAAAAGGUGAUGCACAAAGAUCGAUCGAAUGCUUUCGUAGAGCGCUUGCAGUGUCACCACAUAAUGCAGAGGUGCUCUUGAAUCUGGCUAGAGUAUUGUUAGUACAACAUUACCUGGAUGAUGCUACGUACUUGGCUAGGCGAUCCUUAGAAUUGCAGCCACCAGAUCGCAACGCAUGGGAACAGUAUCUUACGCUUGGACAAAUCUUUAAGGCGUAUGGGCAUUUUCAAGAAGCAGCUGUGCACUUGCGUCACGCAUUGGAGCUAAAACCAGAUCUCUCUGAUGCUGCCGAUGCGUUGAAGGAAGUUGAGGCAUUGCCAUCAGCAAGUGUACAUAUCUGUACGCUGCUAAUUAUCGUCUGCUUGGUAAUUGUUGUGCUCUGGUUUAUGGCCAACAUUGUAGAUCGUGAUGAGAACUCGAAUCUAGUCAGCGGGCAGCUUCAACGUCCAGUACAACGACAUUUUAGUCGUGAUAUGGCUAUGCGCAGCUUGCGCCUUAACGUUGCACGCAAUAAACGCUGUUGAUAAUGAUGAUAACGAUGAUGAAACUAUUAUUAUUAUUAUUAUUCGUUACCGACGAGUCGUUCGCGCGCGUACUUGUAAUAGAAUAACUUUUCAUGCCGUAAUAAUUUAUUCCUCUGCAAAAUAUUAUUUGUAACAUAAUUCGUAAUAAUUCUUGGGAUGCACUAACUGUUUAUUACGUAUCUCUGGAGAAAAAUGUAUGAAGAAAUAUACAAGGAUUUCACACGU
Ooceraea biroi (clonal raider ant) is the source of this 1476-nucleotide messenger RNA. RefSeq lists its product as uncharacterized. Gene Ontology annotation, biological process: actin filament polymerization. Gene Ontology annotation, molecular function: protein binding. The record is from RefSeq and is a predicted model, not a curated record. Gene Ontology annotation, cellular component: actin cytoskeleton; cytoplasm. NCBI's taxonomy places the organism in Eukaryota, Metazoa, Arthropoda, Insecta, Hymenoptera, Formicidae.